Molecule: messenger RNA, 309 nt
Organism: Mesorhabditis spiculigera
Lineage: Eukaryota; Metazoa; Nematoda; Chromadorea; Rhabditida; Rhabditidae
Source: the annotation of a GenBank genome assembly
AUGUCUGGACGUGGCAAGGGAGGAAAGGGACUCGGCAAAGGAGGAGCCAAGCGCCAUCGCAAAGUGCUCCGCGACAACAUCCAGGGCAUCACCAAGCCGGCCAUCCGUCGUUUGGCGCGUCGUGGAGGUGUCAAGCGCAUUUCUGGACUUAUCUACGAGGAGACUCGUGGUGUUCUGAAGGUGUUCCUCGAGAACGUGAUCCGUGACGCCGUCACCUACUGUGAGCACGCCAAGCGCAAGACGGUCACCGCCAUGGACGUCGUCUACGCCCUGAAGCGCCAGGGCAAGACCCUCUACGGAUUCGGCGGC